GCUGUCAUAUUAUUUUCUAGUCUAAACACGAGUUCAAUAAUCUGAUUGAAUAGAUAUUUUGACGACUGGCGGCGAUGGAGACGUAAUAAUCUUAAAACUGAAUUACCUAAAGAAAAUAAUUGUGAUGUUCUGUUUAUUGUCAACAUUCCAUUGUUUUAAUACAAUUAAUAAUGGCCCUUUGUUUGUUCCCAUUAGUUCGGAAGUUAUAAAAGAGAAUAAGAGCUUAUACGUAUUAGAUUGCUCCUUAGAAUUUUGAGACGAUGAUAUCUCACUUGUUUGCUGUACUUGUGGUACUAUGUGGAGUUGGUUGGGUGCAUGCUGCAGUAGAUUGCAGAGUAACUGGAGCUGGUCGUUUCGCGGACUUGGCUGACGAGAAAUGCAAGAACUACACACUAUGUAUCUAUGUCAAGGCUACGGACAGUUACCUCGCCUACAACACAGUCUGCCCCAGCAUAUCAGUGUUCAACCCAUUGAUAUCAAAGUGUACUUCUCCAACGAACUACGUCUGUAACAUAACCGUUAGUAUGCCAAAGCCUUCGCCUUCUACUAUUUGCAUCUCGGACGGCUACAUUGCAGAUCCUGAACCGACGAAUUGUGCUACUUAUAUACAGUGUGUGAAAAUCAGAGGAGUCUUUACGCAGUUGAGACAUCGAUGUCCAGAAUACACGUAUUAUAAUCCGAAUACGACGCUGUGUGAGUCUAACUAUACAUGUACGGACUUCAGCUGCGUGGCGCCCGGGAGGGUCGCGGACAAAGCAGACUUCACGUGUCGCAAGUACUACUACUGUGUACAGUUGUUCAAUGGGACCUUUGCUCAGUUCAAGUACACCUGUCCCGCCGAUUCAGUGUUUAAUCCCAUCACUAGACUUUGUACAACACAUUAUUCGUGCAGUUAAGGUGGCUAUGUUAAUUGGUUAUUUGUUAUUUAUUGAGGCUUGUUUAUUAUUUUUUCUGCACUGUGAAGUUGAUUAUUUUUAAAUAAAUUAUAUUUUGACAAAGUGAA
Messenger RNA from Spodoptera frugiperda (fall armyworm), 1003 nucleotides. RefSeq lists its product as uncharacterized. Lineage: Eukaryota; Metazoa; Arthropoda; Insecta; Lepidoptera; Noctuidae. Gene Ontology annotation, cellular component: extracellular region. Bases 261 to 896 code for a protein of 211 amino acids. The record is from RefSeq and is a predicted model, not a curated record. The transcript is spliced from 2 exons. Gene Ontology annotation, molecular function: chitin binding.